GGGCCUUUGAAAGCGAUUUUCCCGCUCCGCUGAGUCAAAGAUGGCGGCGCCCAUGUGAAAAUUCUCUGCGCAGUUUUUAUUUUGCUGAAUUAACCACAACAGCCAACUAUCCGCUCUUGUGUGAAGCAACAGGAGCCACGUAAGGUAUUUUUGUUUCGUAUUUUUCUCCAGAAGAGUGCAUAGAUCCUGAAUAAUUCUGAAGGACUGAGUAGGAACUUGUUGAGAACAAAGCCAAGAUGCCGUACGCCAACCAGCCGCAGGUCCACCUGACCGAACUGAGCGAUGAAAAUGUCAAAUUCGUGAUCGAAGACACCGACUUGUCCAUGGCCAACGCCGUAAGGAGGAUCUUCAUCGCCGAGGUGCCGACUCUAGCCAUCGACUGGGUCCAGCUGGAGGCAAACUCGUCGGUUCUCCAUGACGAGUUCAUAGCCCAUCGAGUGGGUCUCAUACCGCUGACCAGCGAUGACAUCGUGGACAGGAUGCAGUACUCCCGCGACUGCACCUGCGCCGAGUUCUGCGCCGACUGCGCCAUCGAGCUGACGCUGGACGUCAAGUGCACGGACGACCAGACCCGCCACGUGACCACGCGUGACCUCAUCUCCAGUAACCCCCGCGUGGUGCCCGUGACGUCACGAAGAGCAGAGGACGAGACAGCGGGAUACGGCGAAGCCGACGACAUCCUCAUCGUGAAGCUUCGCAAGGGCCAGGAGCUGAAACUGCGAGCCUUCGCCAAGAAGGGGUUCGCCAAGGAGCACGCCAAGUGGAACCCCACCGCGGGUGUCGCGUUCGAGUACGAUCCUGACAACGCUCUUCGGCACACCCUCUAUCCGAAGCCGGAGGAGUGGCCAAAGAGCGAGUACACAGAGCUAGACGACGAGACAGCGCAGGCACAGUUCAACCCAGACGGCAAGCCCAACAAGUACUACAUCAACGUUGAGUCCACGGGGGCGCUGCGGCCAGAGAACAUCGUUAUGACGGGACUGAGUAUUCUGAAGAAGAAACUGAGUGACUUACAGACGCAGCAUAGUCACGAGAUUCAGAGUGAUGUCCUGACCAUCAGCUAGACUUUUGAACUUCCUGAUAUGACAGUUAUGAUGACUAUAUUUUUGCAAGAUUGAAGAUUUUGUUGUUCUCUUUAUUUUGUCAGGUUCCCUUAGAGUUAGACUGCCACAUGAAUGAGACCUCAAGAGUGUCACCUGGAUAUCUGCAGAGUGCGUAGCUGCAAAUUAGUUACAGCAAAUUCACUGGUUUAUUUUUUCUAAUGUGGCAGUCCCUCGGGCACUGGUCAGAAUUUUCAGUUACUAUCCAAGUAGAGGUUAGGCUUUCUUAGUUUCUAGAAAGAAAAUCUGAUAAACCAGCCCCCACCCAAAAGUAAAGGAAUGUCAUCAAAAGGAGGUCACAAGUCACAACCCAGCCAGAGCCAAACUUCUGCUUAGACAGUGUAUGCGUAGGUGACCCAUGCUGGCUUUUUCACAUUCCCUGACUUCAGGUCAUGUACGUCUUGUUGGUUAAGGGGUAAAAUUAUCAGGACUGAAUGCCAUAACAGAUAAGUUUUGUCAUUUCUAUGACUCUAAGAAAUGGUGUGAUAUCUGAUAUCACACCAUUAUUCCAUCCUCUGGGGAGGACCCUGUAUCAAUUAUAAAUGGCACGUCUCCAAUGCAACGUCCCAUAGCAAAUACAAGGUUGUUUUUUUUCAGAAGUGGAAGAUGUAUAUGGAAUAUUAUUAUAGUGAAAAAAAAGGCACAAGUUGGAUUUGUGAAAAGCACCAUGAUUUGGUGAACAGAAUGAAAGAGUAUGUAUUAUUGUAACAAGUUGGCUUAGCUUGAAAUGUCUGGUCUAGAAAACAUACUUUUCUGCUUAACUAGAUAAAUAUUGUGUAAUUUGUGACUUUUAAAGUUAAAAAAAAAGUAACUUUCCGUUUUUUGUUGUUUCAGCAGCAACUUUACUAUAUGUUAGUCUGACAGAAAAACUUGAACAUGUAUUAUAUUCUUGGCGACCCUCUUGAAAAUUAUAAUAAAAUGGCAUAUUGA
Molecule: messenger RNA, 2030 nt
Organism: Branchiostoma floridae (Florida lancelet)
Lineage: Eukaryota; Metazoa; Chordata; Leptocardii; Amphioxiformes; Branchiostomatidae
Product: DNA-directed RNA polymerase II subunit RPB3-like
Exons: 1
Coding region: 237-1064 (275 amino acids)
Biological process (GO): DNA-templated transcription
Cellular component (GO): RNA polymerase II, core complex
Molecular function (GO): DNA-directed RNA polymerase activity; protein dimerization activity
Source: RefSeq, a predicted model, not a curated record